AAGAAAACAAGAAGCCCGAGAGACAUGCCAAAAAGGGUACCAUGUGGGUUGCAUGCCCAUUCGUCUUUUGAGUUUGCCUUACUUUGUUGCCUUCUCGACAGCACGGUUCCAUAUGCUUCGGUCCAUCGAGCAAGCGGCUAAGAAUCAAGUCACAGCCUUGCCCUUGCUCGUGUCUAUCUUCUUUCACACUUGGUCUGUGGUGAGCUUUAACGCAGCAUUUUUUGGUGUUAAUACUCUGUGUGCUCAAUCCUUUGAAUGAGUGGUGCAACAUGUUAAAUACCCACAAAUUCUUGGCACGCAAUCCUUUUGGAUAAGCGCUGGCCACUAGUUAUUGGUGGCUACCAUGGCUCUUAGCUAGUUAGCAUCAAAAUUUGUCUUAAAACUUCUAGUUGUUGUAAAUUCUCAGCAUACUCUGGUUCCAUGGGGCUACAAUGAUUUGAAAUGUUAGCCAUGGAGGUGGGGUGGAAUGGGCGCUACAGUUUUGAAGAACUGGGUUAUCUCAACUGGGAAGUUAAAAUCUUUAUGUCAGUAUUUGCUUGAUGGUACUCAGGCUAGGCCUUGUGGUAGCUGCUUCAGUUGCAGCCUAUGCUGUAAGACAUAUCAAUGUUAAAAACUCAAAAUCCGUCGCCUCUGUCGACAAGCUCACCGAAAAUGGUGAAGAGAAGGAGGAGAUUAAACAUUAUGUGGAGGAAGAGGAGGAAGAAGAAGUCAAGUUAAUAAGUAGUGUGUUUGAUCAAGUUCCUGUUUAUAUAACUGAAGAUGAAGACAUUUUACCUGAAUUUGAAGAACUUUUAUCUGGGGAGAUUGAGUUUCCAUUACCUGAAAUCGACGACGACAAAGCCGAGAAGGAUAGAGUGUAUGAAACCGAGAUGGCAAACAACGCGAGCGAAUUGGAACAGUUGCGUAACUUAGUACAGGAAUUGGAGGAGAGGGAAGUGAAGCUUGAAGGUGAACUGCUCGAAUACUACGGAUUAAAAGAGCAGGAAUCCGACAUUACGGAGUUGCAGAGGCAGCUCAAGAUCAAGGCAGUAGAGAUUGAUAUGCUUAAUAUUACCAUUAGCUCUUUGCAGGCUGAAAGGAAGAAGCUUCAAGAGGAGAUUGCACAAGAUGGUAUGGUUAAGAAGGAGUUGGCGUUUGCUAGGAAUAAGAUCAAGGAGCUGCAAAGGCAGAUUCAGCUUGAUGCUAACCAAACAAAAGGGCAGCUGUUGUUGCUUAAGCAACAAGUUUCUGGUCUACAGGCAAAGGAGAUGGAAACUAGAAGGAAAGAUGAUGAAAUGGAAAAGAAACUGAAAGCUGUGAAGGAUUUGGAGGUUGAAGUUAUGGAGCUUAAGCGGAUGAAUAAAGAACUUCAAAUUGAAAAGCGGGAGCUGACUAUUAAACUCGAUGCUGCCGAGAAUAGCAUCUCGACUCUCUCGAACAUGACAGAAAGUGAAUUGGUAUCCCAAACUAGAGAGGAAGUCAACAGUUUAAGGCAUGCAAAUGAGGACUUAAUAAAGCAAGUUGAAGGACUUCAAAUGAAUAGGUUCAGUGAAGUUGAGGAAUUAGUUUACCUUAGAUGGGUCAAUGCCUGCCUAAGAUAUGAACUCCGCAACUACCAGGCGCCUACCGGAAAACUAUCCGCUCGUGAUCUCAACAAGAAUUUGAGCCCAAAAUCACAGGAGAAGGCUAAACAACUCAUGUUGGAGUAUGCUGGAUCGGAACGUGGACAAGGAGACACCGAUCUCGAAAGCAACUUCUCCCAACCAUCUUCUCCUGGAAGUGAAGAUUUUGACAAUGCUUCAAUUGAUAGUUCCUUUAGUAGAUAUAGUAGCCUCAGUAAGAAACCAAGCUUGAUCCAGAAGUUGAAGAAAUGGGGCGGUCGGAGCAAAGAUGAUUCGAGCGCUCUUUCGUCACCAGCCAGAUCAUUUUCGGGGAGUUCUCCGAGCAGGAUGAGCAUGAGUCAGAAGCCAAGAGGUCCAUUAGAAGCAUUGAUGCUUAGAAAUGCAAGUGACAAUGUUGCAAUCACCACGUUUGGUAUGAUGGAACACGAAAUUCCCGACUCUCCAAGCACCCCGAAUCUGCCAACUAUCAGAACUCAAACUCCUAAUGAAUCCUUGAAUUCAGUAGCAUCAUCAUUUCAGCUGAUGUCUAAAUCAGUUGAAGGAGUAUUAGAUGAGAAAUAUCCAGCAUACAAAGACCGACAUAAACUGGCAUUAGCAAGAGAGAAGCAAAUUAAGGAAAGGGCUGAUCAAGCAAGAGCAGAGAGGUUUGGCAAUAUUUCAAAUUCAAAUUUGAACACUGAAUUUAAAGGUAAGACAGAUAAAGAUAGAUAUGCAACUUUGCCGCCAAAACUUUCUCAAAUAAAGGAAAAACCAGUUGUACCUAGUGCUUCUGCUGAUCCAUCUGGUGAAGAUAAGACGACGGAGUCUCCAGCCAUAAGCAGGAUGAAGCUAGCUGAGAUCGAGAAGCGACCUCCACGAACGCCUAAGCCACCACCAAAACCAUCAGCAGGUGCUUCUGUAAGUAAAGGUCCCAAUCCUCAAGGUGGUGUACCAGCUGCUCCACCUCUACCACCACCACCUCCACCACCUGGUGGACCGCCUCGUCCACCGCCUCCUCCGGGAAGCUUGGCUAAAGGUGUAGGUGGUGAUAAGGUUCAUAGAGCGCCUGAGUUAGUUGAAUUCUAUCAGACGUUAAUGAAACGAGAGGCAAAGAAGGAUACUCCUCUACUUUCUUCUACAACAUCAAAUGUAUCUGAUGCUAGAAGUAACAUGAUUGGGGAGAUUGAGAACAGAUCAUCAUUCCUCAUAGCAGUUAAAGCUGAUGUGGAAACUCAAGGCGAUUUUGUCAUGUCAUUGGCGGCUGAAGUUCGAGGAGCUACCUUCUCUAAUAUAGAGGAUGUCGUGGCCUUCGUAAAUUGGCUAGACGAAGAGCUAUCGUUCUUGGUUGAUGAAAGGGCUGUCCUGAAGCACUUUGAUUGGCCAGAAGGAAAAGCAGAUGCAUUAAGAGAGGCGUCUUUCGAGUAUCAGGACCUAAUGAAGUUGGAGAAGCGGGUCACCACGUUCGUCGAUGAACCGAAACUUCCAUGUGAAGCAGCUUUAAAGAAAAUGUACUCCUUGCUUGAGAAGGUUGAGCAGAGUGUCUAUGCACUCCUACGCACAAGAGACAUGGCUAUCUCGCGAUAUCGAGAGUUUGGAAUUCCAGUUGAUUGGUUGUCAGAUACAGGUGUUGUUGGAAAGAUUAAGCUCUCAUCAGUACAAUUAGCAAGGAAAUACAUGAAGCGUGUUGCAUCAGAACUUGAUGCAAUGAGUGAACCCGAGAAGGAGCCGAACAGAGAGUUUUUGGUCUUGCAAGGCGUCCGCUUCGCGUUCCGUGUUCAUCAGUUUGCGGGAGGUUUUGACGCAGAGAGCAUGAAGGCUUUUGAAGAGUUGAGGAGCCGAGUUCAUACGACACAGAUGGGUGAUGAUAACAAGCAAGAAGCCUGAAUUAUUUAUUCAAGUUCAUCGUUAUCCCAAUUUAAUUUCAGCAAUCAUAUACUUGUUGUAACUCAUUGCUACAAGAGAGAUGAUUU
Messenger RNA from Cucurbita maxima (winter squash), 3550 nucleotides. RefSeq names its product protein CHUP1, chloroplastic-like. The transcript has 9 exons. The record is from RefSeq and is a predicted model, not a curated record. Gene Ontology annotation, biological process: chloroplast organization. The coding region runs from base 540 to 3464 and encodes 974 amino acids. NCBI's taxonomy places the organism in Eukaryota, Viridiplantae, Streptophyta, Magnoliopsida, Cucurbitales, Cucurbitaceae. Gene Ontology annotation, cellular component: chloroplast outer membrane.